AUGCCAGCUGAAGAAAGCUUCUGGAAGAUCGCUCCGGAAGAUGGGGCUGUCGGUGAGGUCGGGGUUUGCUGCGAAGAAGGAACGUGUGAUGCUGAGCUGGCAUGGGAAGCGAAGUGGCUCGGCACGCAGGUCUGGCCGGACCUAGCCCGGUCCAGGCGGGUCGGUAGAGGAGCAGGCAAAGGGAACCCGUACCUGAGGCUCGGAGGGACAUUGGCUGCUUCGGCUGGAGGCAAGGUCAACUGGCACGUGCCUCAGGGUAUGCUUGGCGCGGCGGAUCAUGAUGGUGACAAUAAAGGCGGUGACACUAACGAAGAUGCUGGUAUUAUCGAUGGCGAGUUAGUGUUGGAGGGAGGAGAGAGAGGUGAUAUCGUUGCUGCUCCGUUGGUAUUAUCAGCCACUGUUGCUGAUGUUAGCCGCCAGCCGUCCCGCACAAUCCACCACCUCCCCCCUCGCGACCUCCUGCGCGUUCCGCCCGGCGCGUGCGCGGCGUGCGGGGCGGACAAGGCUGGGUCCGCGGACUGCGUGCGCGCGCACUGCCACGAGGCGGACGAGGACCUGGAGGCGGAGCUGGGGCCCGCCGCGUAUCACGCCCUAGGGCUGGCGGAAAUGGGGGAGAAGGUGGCGGAGGGGUGGAGCCCCGAGGAAAUAGAGCUUUUCCUUACUAUUGUCGAACUUUACCCGCAGAGUAAGGGUCUAGACUUCUGGGGACCCCUAAAACGCGCGUUUGCGUCUGCUGGAGGGGCGGAGGGGGAGGCUGGGGGGGAGGGCGCGGGGGACCAGGGGGGGAUUCUAGCGGGGAUGGGGAUGUGCGCGGAUGGGCGGCGGAGGAGGCGCGUGCGGAGUGUGAAGGAGCUGGUGAGCUUCUAUUUCAAUGUGUUUGUGCUGAGGAGGCGAGCCCUGCAGAAUAGGAUUCUGGGCAUGGAGGCCGAUUCUGAUGAUGAUGAAACGGAAUUGGUGGUGGAAGAGGAGGAGGAGGAGGAGGAGGAAGAGGAGGGGGAGGGGGAGGAGGGGGAGGAUGGGAGAGUGCAUGGAAAGGGGGGGGCAGAGUGGGAGGACGGGGCAGCAAACCGGGCAGGAGACGGGGAAACAACGGUGGUGAGCCGCGAGACGCCUGUGGGAGAGGAGCGAGCAGCAGGAGGGGAGCAGGCGGAUAUGCAGCUGCAGGGUAGGUCGAGAGCAGAAGAGGUGGACGCACAGCAGAUGAACCGUGACUUGAAGACGAUUCCUGGUUCAAGUGGAGAUGGGAAUCGACCCUCGGGUCUGUUCAAAGCGCCAGCUGAUCGCCCACACAGGGUGAAGGUGAAGUGUGUGCAUGGGAAUACGUCAGCAUCACUCGUCGACACGUCAGCAGCAGCGCAGUUCCACUCGUUAAAUGAAGGUUCCAGGAAGCGUGCAAGAGAGGAAAUGGAUCUUCCAGCAGCAGCAGCAGCAGCAGCAGCAGCAUCAGCUGGAGGAACAACAAGCGAAGAUGCUGAUGCUGCAGGAUUUAACACGUUUGACAAUGCUGCUAAUCUUUCAGGCUGCUCCCCAGCCAACUCUCCUGCGCUUCCAACCACUGCUGCACUCUCAGACCCGUCCGCACUCACAUACGCAGCCGCACCUUCCCAGAAGCAGCACGUGUAUGCUCCCAGCUCACCUGGUGGUCUCAUGCACUCAGGUGCUUCUGCAGCUGCUGAUUCCUGGAUUCUCACCCACAGUCCCAGUCCCGCACACAAACCCACCUCACCAGCAGGAGGAGGAGUGAGUGGUGGGAGCAGCCUUUGCAACAGUUUCAGUGGGUGUGGCGGCAGCAGUGGGUUCGCUUCGGGUUACAGCCUAGGGCAGGAGUUUCCCAGGGAAGGAGGCGCAGUGGGGAAUGAGGUGGAUGCUGGUGUGGGGGAGAGGCGAGGGAUUGAGAGGUUAGGGAGUGAGAGCAGCAGGCAGGUGGAUGAGUGGAUGGAUGUGGACUUGGGUACAGAUGCAGAGGCAGGACGAGAAGCGCAAACAGCAGGCGCUGCUGACGUGGCUGCUGACAGCGUGGCGAAUCUCUAUGCGUGUGAUGCGAGUAGGGGAGCGGAAAACCUCAGGAUUGUACCUGCUGCUGCAUCCCUAGAGCCGGCUACACACGUCAGUGAUAUGGCAUCGGCGAAAGCAAUCGCUAGUCGCCCUGCGAUCAAAUCCGGCUCCGAUGGCGGAUUCGGGGGGGGCUGCGGCAGCUUUAGCCCCGCGGAUCGUGCAGCCAAGGCGGGGAAUCGCGCGCAGCUGGCGGCUGUGUUCCGCGCGUACGGGCGGCUGCGCGCGGCGCUGCAGCGGCGGAGAGGCGACGGCGGGGAACCGCCGGGAGCGGAUAAAGACAUCCAGGCAGCGUUCUUUGCGAUGCUUGACGCGGCUCAAGGCUGCAUCAGCGUGCGGAGGGUAGCAGCGGGCCUCAUCCCCCGCUAUGCGCGCUUCUGCCCCUCGGGAUUGCCGGACGCGGCACAGACGCUCAUGCAGCUCGCGGAUUGGUGCGUGGCGGAGCUGCUGCAGCGCCAGGGGGAAGCGGGGGGAGUGGGGGAGGGGGAAGCGGAGGGGGGGAGAGGCGCGCAGGGGGAAGCAGGGGACGGGAGAGGCGCACAGGGGGAAGGGGCGGAGGGAAAGUCCGAGCAGGGGGAAAGGGGGGUGCAGGGGCAGCAGGGGGAGUCAGGGGCGCGUGAGAAAGCAGGUGGAGGGGAAGCAGGAGGAGGAGCAGCAAAGGAAGAAGAAGGGUCGGGUAUGGAACAAGGCCCUGGCGAUUCCACGACUGCCGCCUCUGCAGAGGCAUCAACAGAAUCAGCAGCAGCAGCAGCAGCAGCAGCAGCAGCAGCUGAGCGCCCUGUACCUGGUGGUAUCAACAAAGCAGCAUGUCGCCGCAAUCUCGGCCCGCCGCCCGACGACACCAAGGUAAUCAUGGCGACGGUGCGGUCGGCGUUCCUCGGCCUGGCGUCCAUCCUGGCUGUAGCGGCGGCUGCAGCGUCUGCUACAGCCCCCUCCUCGCGCACGUCUGCUCCGGCGUACCUCUCCUCUGCUGUGUCUCGGGAUGUGGCCCGGCCUUUAACAGGAGAUGGAGCGGUAUCAGCAGCAGCGUUGGCUGAGGGCAAACGGGGAGUUUCUCCUGACGGUGGCUCGUUGUACGAUGCAGAAAGGAACAGAACUGGAGGUAGCAGCACCGCAGUAGGGUUACCACCAGACUCAGGCUCGGAGGACGGAAGCCUGGAGCUGACCGCAGGUCCGGAGCUAGCCUCGGUUAAGCAGAUCGUGGCAGCGGCGGUGGUUCGGGCGAUGCAGUUACAGCCAGAGGCGAUGCUGGGAGCGGCGAUAGAGCAGGCAAGGACGGGGGGGUGUGGAGGGGUGGGGAGGGGUGGUGGUGAGAGGCAGAGGGGUAAGCAGGCGAUCUCGUUUCUUCUGCAGGCUGGUGGUGGGGACAGGGGCGAGGGAGAGAGGGACGAGCGGGGAGGAGUGGGGAAGGAGGCGCAGCAGAGGGAAUUAGAGAGGGGUGGGGCGGCAGGAGGAGCAGGAGCUGCUGCCGCUGCUGCUGUUGGUUCAGGUGUUGCGUCAGGUGCUGGCUCAGGUGUAUCUGGGUGGUCGUGGGACGGGGAGGUGUUUACUGUGACGCGGUUCCUGGAGCUCACCUUCUGUUCCGAGGCAGGGGCGCCUGUCCCGGUGGAGGGCGUAUCUGGGGAAGGUCACAGGACGGUUCUGCGGUCCCUGUUUGAGAAAUUCGGGCCCGUGGAUGAGGUGGUGGUGGUGGCGGGCAGCGGGGCUGUGAGGGCGAGGGAGGGGCUGAAUGGGGUGGUGCUGUGGGGGAGAAGGCUGCACGUGCGCUUUGGGGAUGGACCGGGGGGGGUGUUACCUGGUGCAGGUAUACCUGGUGGGGGAGGGCUGAUGUUGGCACGAGAGCGAGGAGGAGGAGAGAUAGGGAUGGAUGGGAGGGAUCGGGAUCGAGACAGCCUGCGGGAGCUAGGGUAUAGAGAGGGUGGCAUGAGGCAAACUGGGUUCUCUCCCAGUCUCACCGGCUCGCCUCUUGGUCUUGUUACCAGUAACCGGAGGGCGUUGGGGUUACCUAUAGGUGCAGCUGCUGCUGCUGCCGCCGCCGCUGCUGCUGCUGGCAGGGGCUUAGGGUUAGGGUUUUUGGGAGCGCAUUUGGGGGGGUUUGGAGGGGUGGGGGGGGGAAUAGGGGGAGAGAGAGGGGUGGAGAUGGGUCGAGCAGGUACGCCUCCUCUUCCUCUGCCUCCUGCUGCGACUGCUAGCGGGGGUUCUGAGGCUCUGCCGCCUGCUUCUCGGCUGCAUGUGUGGGUGGGCGGCGUGAACAGUGCGAGCGCCAAGGAGAGCCUGCUGCAGCGGCUGGCAUCUGCCAGAGUCCCGCCGCCCGCCCAUGUGUCGGUCCUAGUCAGCGCCAGCGCACUGCUCCUGGAAUUCAGGAGGCAGGAGGACGCUAACAUGGCGCUGAUGUUCUUAAAACGAGGGGUGGUGCCAGUGCCAGCGGCAGCAGCAGGGGGAGGGGCAGCAGGGGGAGGAGGAGAGGGGGAUGGGGGAGGAGAGAGUGGGUAUGUCCGUGGUGCGACCCCUGCUGGUUCUGCUUCAGCUGAUGGUCGUGUUGCUGGUGAUGCUGGUGGAGAUAGUGGGCUAGCAGGGGGAUUCAGAAGAGGGGGGAGUAGAGAGAGAGCGGCAGCAGCAGCCAACACCCCCGGCGCGCAGGCUGUAGCGGCGGCAGCAGCCGCCGCGUCAGGGAUGACGUCAGCGCUGGUGGUGGGCGGCCCGUCUGCCGCCCGGCACCUGUGGGUGGGGAAGAUCGAUCCGACGGUCCCCGAGCACGAGAUUCUGUCGGCGUUUGCACAGUACGGCGAGAUCGCCAGCUGGCGCUUUGUGAAGCCGCCAGGUCAGCAAGAGGGAGGAGCGGGAGCAGGCGGAUCUGGAGCAGGGCCAGCUGGAACAGCAGCAGCAGCUGCUGCUGCUGCUGCUGCUGGCAGUGGUUUCAGUGGUGGGGAGAGUGAAGGGGGAGGGAGCACGGGAGCAGGAGGGGCGGCAGACGGAGUGAAGGGUCAGUCUGGAGGUGCUUCGCUCGUGUCGGCGUUUAUUGAUUUCCGGUCGGCAGAGUCGGCUAUUUUGGCACGGUCCCGACUCAACGGGGCACGAUACGGCUGCUCCAACAUCCAGGUGGAAUUCAAGCAUGCGGCAUCACGAGCAGCACCCUCCCCCCAACACGCCUCUCUCUCCCACCUGCACCACCUGCACGCCCUCUCCCCCGCAGCUCGCCUCAUGCCCCUCGCCUUCCUCCCCAUCCCAGGCCUCCCCUCCCGCCUCCCCUUCACCCCCACUGCUGCCCACACUCUCGCCGCCCAGUCUGCCGCCGCCCACACCCUUGCCGCCCAGUCCGCUGCCAGCCUCAGGUUCCUCCGAAGCAUGGGCGCAGGCUUGGGCGGAGGCUUGGGCGCAGGCUCGGUGCCGGGCCUGGGUGCCGGUGGGAUAGGUUCGGGAGGCGGGCUGGUGGGGGUAGGUGAGGGUGGGGUGAGAGAGAGGGACCAUGAUGGGGGGGCUGCAGGGGCAGCAGGUGCGGCAGGAGCAGCAGCAGGUGCGGGCACAGGUUUGGCAGCAGGCUCGGCAGGAAUAGGAGGAGCUGGGGCUGGAUCAGGAGGAGCGGGAGGAGCAGGAGUAGGAGCGGGAGCAGGAGCAGGAGUGGUGUACGGAACAGGAGGGAAGGAGCGGGUACCCACUAGCACUCUCUGGAUGGGCAUAUCAGAGCAGGCAAUCUCAACCCACUCCGCCGCCAGUGCAGCAGCAGCCAUGGCUGCGUUCAGCCUGUCUGAAUCCGAGUUACAGGGGAUUUUCACGGCUGCUGCGGCGGGCAGGGGGUAUGUGACGCGCGUGCGGAGUGCGAGAUCCAUGAGGGGCCCGUGCCGGUUCAUCGAGUUUGACCGAGUCGAGGCGGCUGCUACUGCGCUGAGGAACAUUGUGGCUUCGGAGAGAUUUGAUUCUGCAGUCCAAGUGCAGUUCAGGGGCAGAGGGGCAGGUGUAGGUACAGGUGUAACGCCAGAUGUAACAGCAGGUGUAACGGCAGGUGUAACGGCAGAUGUAACAGCAGGUGUUAUGACAGGUGCAGGGGCAGCGGACGGAGGGGCCAGUUUUGAGAUAUCUCGGAAGUGGGAUAGUGCACGGGUGGGAGAUGACUUUGCGGGCGGGAUGGGCACAGCAGGUGGGAUGGCAGGGGCAGGACCAGGAGCAGGAGGAGCAGCAGGAGCAGGAGCAAUGGCAGGAGCAGGAGCAGCAGCAGCAGCAUCACCGAUUGGUACAGCUUUUGCGUCGCUUCCUCCCCCCCCUCCUCUGCCUCCUCCUCCUCUUUCUCCCCAUCCAUCUGCCAUUGUUCCGCUCCCACCCACUGCCGCCCCUGUCACGCCUCUCCCGCCCCUCCCACCCCCCGCAUCGUCUCUCCCCCUCACAGACUCAACAGACAGGGCAGGCUUGUUGGGGGCUGCAGGGGAAGGAGAGGAGAGAGGAGAAAGAGGAGGGGGUGGAAGGGCAGGAGAAGGGGGAGCGGUUGCAGCGGGUGGUGCAGUGGGUGGUGCUGCUGCUCCCUCUGUGGGUAUGGGUAUGGGUAUGGAGGGUAUGGGAGGACAAGAGGGUAUGGGGGCACAGGAGGGCAUGGGGGCAGCACAGGAGGAAACAGACAUGGAUUUUGAUGAUGACGAUGGUGCCACUAUCAAGCACAUGUCUGCCGCUGCCAGGCAGCAGAUCCGAGGCAGUCGCUACAACCCCUUGCUCAAAGCAGGCCAGCACGAGCCACUCGGGUGGCCUGAUAAGUUGGAUGUGACAAAGCGGGCAGAUUUCCGGGCAGUGCGAAACACUUUCAAUGCCUGCCCCAGCUCUCGGAGGGAGGUGUGCCUUCUCGUCCCGCUGCCCUCCUCAUCCUCUGCUGCUCGCCCAACCGACGCGGCUGGCCCAUCCUCUGGGGACUAUCUGCGGCAGAAGAAGCUUCGUCUCAUUCGUCUCCUCGUCCUCUCCCGUCCUCCCCUUGCCCCCCUCUUCACAUGCCCACAGUUCACGCGCAUGGUGGACUAUUUGCGACAGAAGGAGCGUGCAGGGGUGGUGAAGAUCCCUCCGGCCAAUGGCGUGUGGCCACGUAUGCUCUACGUGCUGCCGUGGUCCCGGGAGAUGUGUGAGCUGCUGGGGGUCACUACCGACUCCCCUGACUGCCUGCUCGGUCUCAUACUCCCAGCUGUGCCGCUCCCCGCCCACUGA
Closterium sp. NIES-65 is the source of this 7230-nucleotide messenger RNA. NCBI's taxonomy places the organism in Eukaryota, Viridiplantae, Streptophyta, Zygnematophyceae, Desmidiales, Closteriaceae. The record is from the annotation of a GenBank genome assembly.